Nerophis lumbriciformis (worm pipefish) is the source of this 1824-nucleotide messenger RNA. The record is from RefSeq and is a predicted model, not a curated record. Lineage: Eukaryota; Metazoa; Chordata; Actinopteri; Syngnathiformes; Syngnathidae.
AUUUUACGCUGCCUAUUAGCGCUAAAUAUAGCGCUUCCAGUGGGGAAGGAUAGCCAGAGGGAAGAUGGGGUGACAAGAUGUUUGGUGGAGGUUCUGUCCAAAGCACUCACCCAGCCGGAUGCCCAACUGGAACAAGAGUGCAAGGAGAUCCUACGAGCAGGAAUUAAACAUGCUCCGCCGGACAAGAAGAACAAUGUGGCAAUCUACGGAGAGCAAGCCAAAGAUAAAGCACAGGAUCCUGAGGUCCAGGGCUCGCAUGCAGAAGAAGUCCAAGAACUUCUGAAGUCUUUGAAGUCUAAACCGGAGAACACAAAGGAAGAACACAAUGAGGAAUCCUGGACUCUGGAGAAGAGACAACAAGAAGAUGGAGGUGAUGUAGAGGAGGAACGGGAGAAAAGAAGCAACUGGAGGCCAGGAAGGUUUCACCAGAAGCCCAAACAUGAUGAUGAGGAUUAUGAACGCAGCCAGGAGUCAUGGGGACUUGACGAUGAAAGGGAUAAGAGAGAAUGGAGGCCCGGGAGAUACCACCAAAGGAGACACAAGAGGGAUGAGGAACUCUCAGAAGAACCAGAUGAGGAGCGCAGCCAGGAAUCUUGGGAUUUUGACACCGGUAGAGAUAAGAGAGAAUGGAGGGCUGGGAGAUACCACCAAAGGAGACACAAACGUGAUGAGGAACUGUCAGAGGAACCCAGAGAGGAAACAGAUUACGAUCGCAGCCAGGAGUCAUGGGGGCUUGAUGACGAGAGGGACAAAAGGGAAUGGAGGGUUGGAAGAUACCACCAGAAGAGACCAAAGAGGGACGAGGAAUUCUCUGACGAGGAACUCUCAGAGGACCCGGAUGAGCAACGUAGCCAGGAAUCUUGGGAUUUUGACACCGACCGGCACAAGAGAGAAUGGAGGUCUAGGAGACCCCACCAAAGGAGAUUCAAGCGAGAUGAAGAACUCUCAGAGGAACCCAGAGAGGAAUCAGACGAUGAACGCAGUCAAGAGUCUUGGGAUUUUGACACCGACCGACACAAGAGAGAAUGGAGGUCCAGGAGACCCCACCAAAGGAGAUUCAAGAGAGAUGAAGAACUCUCAGAGGAACCCAGAGAGGAAUCAGACAAUGAACGCAGCCAAGAGUCUUGGGAUUUUGACACUGACCGACAAAAGAGAGAGUGGAGACCAGGAAGAUACCACCAAAGGAGACAUAAGCGAGAUGAAGAACUGUCAGAGGAUCCGGGUGAAGAACGCAGCCGAGAAUACUGGGACUUUGACACUGACAGAUACAAGAGGGAAUGGAGACCAGGGAGAAACCACCAGAGGAGGCACAAGCGUGACGAGGAACUCUCAGAGGAGAAGAGAGAGGAAUCGGAUGGAGAACGCAGUCAGGAGUACUGGAGCUUUGACAAAAGACACGACGGAGAUGAUGAAAAGCGCAUUUGGAAGCCGACACAUCGUUACUACCAAAGAAAGAAGUAUCCCAAGCAUGGACGGGAGGAAUUGUCAGAAGAUGAAGACCUAAGGGAUGAUUCUGACAUUUCAGAGGACAGAAACGAAGCUCUCAGGUAUCUAGCUGAGAAGCGAAACCCGUGGAUCUACAGAGGCUUUUACCAUCCUGCCUGGUUCAAAAGGGAUGCAGAAGACAAUACUGCCUCAAACAAGUUGGAUGAGGCGGCCAAGGUGUUGAGUCACAAGAUCAACCAGCUCGCCAACCUGGAGGCGUCAGAGGGAGCAAUGCAGCCGGCGGCACUCACUCCGCACGAGGAGAAAGCACUGGAGAACCUGGCGGCAAUGGACAUGGAAAUGAAGAAAAUCUCUGAGAAGUUGCAUGAUAAAGAAUGA